Messenger RNA from Rosa rugosa (rugosa rose), 1833 nucleotides. RefSeq lists its product as uncharacterized. The coding region runs from base 482 to 1624 and encodes 380 amino acids. Lineage: Eukaryota; Viridiplantae; Streptophyta; Magnoliopsida; Rosales; Rosaceae. The record is from RefSeq and is a predicted model, not a curated record. The transcript is spliced from 6 exons.
AAAAGCAUAAACACUAGCAUCUGUCCAAACACACCACCACAAAACACCCAAACACAACAGCUCUUGUCCUCUACGACGGACCUGCCCACACACUAUACCCAUUUCCAGCCGUUACCAACCCCAAAACAAAAAAAAAACCCCAAUUAUCCUAAUCACCCACCCUUAAACUAUUACCCACCCAGAUCUAAUGGUCCACAGCCGCCCUGGUCCGCCACGUGUCGCACCCUCCUAAUCAUUUCCCACGUGGUGCCGGAAAACCAGAGAGAAGAGAAGAAAAAAGCUCAAAAAGACUCCUCCUUUAUUCUUUUUCCCCCAAAUCAGAAAGCCCCCUAAAUUCGCUCUCUGUAAAUUUCCAAAUCAAAACCCUAAGAUUUCGAACCCAAUUCGGUUAAUCGAGCUCGCCCACGAUCCGAUUCGCUUCAUUUAUUUCCGUAAUUUCUGCAAAAUUUCCGAGCUUUAUUUCAGUCAAAACAAGUCUUCGAUGGGGGCGGUGACGUCAUCCAUGGCGGCGAAGUUCGCGUUCUUCCCGCCGCACCCGCCGUCGUACGGGGUGGAGGAGGAGGAGGAGAGCGGGAAGCUGAGGAUGACGGGAGUGCCGGCGAGGGCGAACGUCGACGUUUUGAAGCUGAAGACGAAGAGGGGGAACGACGUCGUCGCGGUUUACUUUAAGAACCCGGCGGCGAAGCUCACCGUUCUGCACUCCCACGGUAACGCAGCUGAUCUGGGCCAGAUGUAUGAGCUCUUCAGCGAGCUCAGUCUUCAUCUCCGAGUCAACUUAAUAGGGUAUGAUUAUUCUGGGUACGGACAAUCUACUGGGAAGCCAAGUGAGCAAAACACUUAUGCAGACAUAGAGGCUGUGUAUAGAUGUCUUGUGGAGAAGUACGGUGCAAAGGAGGAGGAUGUAAUUUUAUACGGGCAAUCAGUUGGCAGUGGGCCUACUCUAGAUCUGGCAACUCGCUUACCGAAAUUGAGGGCAGUGGUUCUUCACAGUCCGAUCAUGUCUGGCCUUCGAGUCAUGUAUCCGGUGAAGCGAUCGUACUGGUUUGACAUUUACAAGAACAUUGACAAAAUUCCGUUGGUCAAUUGUCCUGUUUUGGUUAUCCAUGGGACAGCUGAUGAUGUUGUGGAUUGGUCACAUGGCAAGCAACUGUGGGAACACUGUAAGGAGAAGUACGAGCCAUUGUGGAUAAAAGGAGGGAACCAUUGUGACUUGGAGCUCUACCCACAGUACAUCAAGCAUCUGAAGAAGUUUGUAUCGGCCAUUGAGAAGUUUCCACGUCUUAAAAAUGGAUCUACACCAGUUACUGAUCAACUAGAAAAGCCCCGAGGCAGCACUGACAUCAGGGAGAAACCUUGGUCCAACACAGAUCAUAAAGAGGUUUCCAGAACAAGUACUGACCAUAGAGAAAACCCUAGGGUAAGCACAGACUGCAGAGAGAAGUCAAGGGCCAGCACUGAUCAGAGAGACAGAUCAAAAAAGAUUAUGGAUCAACCUGAAAAGCCAAGUAAUAGCGUGGAGCAGCCGGAGAAAGCAAGGAAUAGCAUUGACCGCUUUGGGGAGAUGUUCAGAUCAGUUGGCUUCUGCAAUAUUGAUUGUUUUAGGCCCACAGCGACCAGUGUAUGAGGGAGGAGAUUUGUUCACAGUUUGAAUCGAAUCUGUAUUCUACCUGGCUUCUAUUUAUUUGAUUGGUUUAAAGGUGUUUGUUUGAGUGAUAGGAGAAACGGGUCAUUGUUUCUCAUACUUAGAGAGAAAAUAGGAAAGCUAGUAGACCAAACAAGUAUGUAUCUCAAUUUUAAUUUCCAACUUAAUAAAUCUAACCCUCUCUCAAUCUC